Molecule: messenger RNA, 3903 nt
Organism: Knipowitschia caucasica
Lineage: Eukaryota; Metazoa; Chordata; Actinopteri; Gobiiformes; Gobiidae
Source: the annotation of a GenBank genome assembly
AUGGGCACGGCCUCGUCUCUGGUGAGUCCCGGGGAGGUGAUCGAGGACGGGUACGGUGGGGAAGGAGGAGAAGCCUGUGAGAUCCCGGUGGAGGUGAAGCCCAAAGCGCGUCUCCUCCGCAGCUCGUUCCGCCGGGGCCCGCGGGCGAUCGGGGCCAGCUUUAAGUCCACCGGCUCCGUGGACCUGGAGUAUGCGGCCGAGUAUGAGAGACUGCGCAAAGAGUACGACAUCUUCCGCGUCAGCAAGAAUAAUGAGAUCGCGUCCAUGCAGAAGAAGGAGGCCAAGCUGGACGAGGAGAACAAAAGGCUGAGAGCUGAGCUACAGGCACUACAGAAGACCUAUCAGAAGAUCCUCAGAGAAAAGGAAAGUGCACUUGAAGCAAAGUACCAAGCUAUGGAAAGAGCGUCCACCUUUGAACACGACAGAGACAAAGUUAAAAGGCAGUUCAAGAUUUUCCGUGAGACGAAAGAAAAGGAGAUUCAGGACUUACUGAGGGCCAAGCGAGACCUGGAGGCAAAACUGCAACAGCUGCAGGCUCAGGGCAUUCAGGUGUAUGACCCGAAUGACUCUGACUCAGAUGACAACCAGACUACUGUCACAGCUGCAGGGACACAAUGCGAGUACUGGACAGGUGGUGUGCUUGGGAGUGAGCCCUCUAUGGGUAGCAUGAUGCACCUGCAGCAGACGUUCAGAGGACCAGAGUUUGCUCACAGUCUUAUUGAUGUAGAAGGGCCUUUUGCUAAUGUCAGCAGAGAUGAUUGGGAUGCUGCUGUGGCCAGUCUCCUUCAGGUUUCCCCUCAUGUUCCCCAGGCUUUGUGGAGCAACACUGUGCGUUGCUACUUUAUUUUUACACAAGAAACCAAAGAUGAGCUUGACAUAUUUAUCAAGAAACACUCUCCCAAACUGCGCAAGAUGUGCGAGAGUCUUGGUCAUUUCUACCUGAAUGUUUUCUUCUUGGAGAACACUGCAGGCUCCUACGUGGCUCAACGCAAGCAGGAGAUUGAAAGGAGCUCAGUGUGUGUGCUGCUUCUUAAAUCUAAUAUAACAAGUGCAGCAGCGGACGACUGUGAAGAAGCGUUUGUAAAGAAUCCCGAGGGACAUCCGCUGGUGCUGUACCUCAGAGCUGACAAAGACCAGAAGCUGACCACAACCUCCAGGCAACUGCUGGAAAGGAUCAAUGCAGCUGACAAGACAGGAAAAAUCAAGGUGGUGGAACACUGUGGUUCUGUGGAAGAUGGAGCUAAACUGAUUUACGAUCAGCUGGAAAGAGUCAUCAAACAAGAGCUGUUGGCUCUUGAGGGAGCGGACGAAGACUCUAAGGAUUAUGGGCAGGAGGAAGGACGAGAGGAGGAUUCUGGAGACGUGCUUUGGGACCUGCACGAUGAACAAGAGCAGAUUGAGUCCUACCAGCAGGCCUGUAGCUGCAGUACCUCUCAGCUAGGCUUUCAGAAGUACAUAGAUCGGUUAAAUGACAUGAUAGCUGCGCCUCCACCCACUCCUCCUCUACUUGUAUCCGGUGGCCCAGGUUCAGGGAAAUCUCUUCUUCUUUCGAAAUGGAUUGAAGUACAGCAAAAGCAAUCCCCCAACACGUUAUUCUUGUAUCAUUUUGUCGGUUGUCCGCUCUCCACAAGCUCAGAGCCUGUUCUGAUAAUAAAACGCCUCACUGUCAAACUACUUCAGCACUUUUGGUCCAUUUCUGGCCUAUCAAUGGAACCGAGUAAGAUUUUAGAAGAAUUUCCUCGGUGGCUGGAAAGGCUAUCUGCACGGCACCAAGGAAAUAUAAUCAUUAUCAUUGAUUCGAUUGAUCAAAUACAGCAUGCAGAACGUCAUAUGAAGUGGCUGAUCGACCCUCUGCCUGUGAAUGUCCGAGUGGUGGUGUCUGUCAACGUGGAGACCUGUCCGCAGGCCUGGAGGCUGUGGCCCACUCUUCAUUUAGACCCCUUGAGUCCCAAAGAGGUCAAAAGUGUUGUGAACGCAGAGUGCCAGAGUGUGGAACUGAAACUUUCCAAAGAACAAGAAAAAAAACUCGAAAGACAUUGUCGCUCUGGAUCCACUUGUAACGCAUUAUACGUGACUUUGCUGGCACGAGUCAUUACAAGUCUGUGUUGGCCUUUGGAAAAAAGUCUUGACCAGUGCCUGGAAUGUCAGGAUACCAUGUCACUUUACUGGGUUGCUCUAAAGUUGACGCUGAACUCACUUCGAUCUGACAGAGAGCGACACAUACUGAAAGAGAUUUUGUGCCUUGCAUGUGUCAGUCACAACGGAGUCAGUGAAUCAGAAGUGUUGGAUAUUUUCCCUGAGCUCGAGCUUCCUCUGCUUUCCUCAUUACUAUUCCAACUCAAAAACCUGUGCAUUCUAACACUUCGAUGUGGACUCAUCAGGUUCCAACAUCUGCAGGCGUGGGAAGCUGUAAGAUCAGAAUUUCUGUGUGGAGGCAACAAUACUGCUAUUUACAGAGAGAAGUUGAUUCAUUACUUUAACCAGCAACUAAGUCAGGACCAUGUCACAUGGCGUGUUGCUGACGAGCUGCCGUGGUUAUUUCAGCAACAAGAAGACAAGACGAAAUUACAAAUCAGCCUUUUGAAUCUCUUUGUUUCCCAAAAUCUCUAUAAACGGGGACAUUUUUCAGAGUUGUUGGUUUAUUGGCAGUACGUGGGCAAAGAUAAAAGUUCCAUGGCUAACGAGUAUUUUGACUCUUUGAAACAUUAUGAAAAGAGCUGUGAAAGUGAUGACAGCAUGACCAAGUUGGCUAACCUUUAUGAGACACUGGGACGUUUCCUUAAAGACCUCGGCCUCCCAAGCCAAGCUGUCGCUCCUCUCCAGCGGUCUCUGGAAAUCAGAGAGACUGCACUGGACCCCGACCAUCCCAGUGUGGCCCGCUCUCUGCAUCAGCUGGCUGGAGUGUACGUACAGUGGAAGAAGUAUGGGAAUGCUGAGCAGCUGUACAAGCAGGCCCUGGAGAUCAACGAGAACGCCUAUGGAGCAGAGCACGCCAGUGUCGCACGAGAGCUGGAGUCUCUGGCUAUGCUAUACCAGAAACAGAACAAGUAUGAACAAGCAGAAAGACUCCGUAAACGAUCAGUAAAGAUUCGACAGAAGACAGCUCGCCAAAAAGGGCACAUGUAUGGCUUCACGUUACUGAGGCGCAGAGCCUUACAGCUGGAAGAACUGACACUGGGGAAAGACUCCACUGAUUGUGCCAAGACGCUGAAUGAGCUUGGCGUCUUGUACUACCUCCAAAACAACCUGGAUGCUGCCAAGAUCUUCCUAACCCGCUCACUGGAGAUGCGUCAGCGUGUUUUGGGGCCAGAGCAUCCAGACUGCGCUCAAUCACUCAACAAUUUAGCCGCACUGCACACAGAGAGGAGAGAAUAUGAAACGGCUGAGGACAUGUACGAGAGAGCUCUGGACAUCCGUAAGAGGGCCCUGUCCCCUGACCACCCCUCACUGGCCUACACACUCAAGCACCUGGCCAUGCUCUAUAAACGAAGGGGGAAACUGGAGAAAGCUGUCCCAUUGUAUGAACUGUCUUUGGAUAUCAGAGAGAAAAGUUUUGGGCCCAAACAUCCAAGUGUGGCCACAGCACUGGUCAACCUCGCUGUCAUCUACUGCCAGCUAAAGAAACACAGUGAUGCUCUGCCCCUGUACGAGCGAGCCCUCAAAGUGUACGAAGACAGUUUGGGUCGCUCACAUCCUCGCGUUGGAGAAACACUUAAAAACCUUGCGGUGUUAAGCUAUGAAGAGGGAGACUACGAGAAGGCAGCAGAACUCUACAAACGUGCCAUGGAGAUAAAGGAGAGUGAGCCGUCGCUUGUGUGUGGCCAGGCUCCGUCUCGCCAUUCCUCCAGUGGAGACACGUUCAGCCUCAAAGGACCAGUGCCCCUCCCUCAGGUGUCGAGGUGA